This is a messenger RNA of Symsagittifera roscoffensis, 1633 nucleotides long. RefSeq lists its product as uncharacterized. The record is from RefSeq and is a predicted model, not a curated record. The coding region runs from base 262 to 1563 and encodes 433 amino acids. Gene Ontology annotation, cellular component: extracellular region. The transcript has 6 exons. NCBI's taxonomy places the organism in Eukaryota, Metazoa, Xenacoelomorpha, Acoela, Convolutidae.
AUUUAAUUAAACCUGCGUUAGAUAGAGGGGGCAAAAUAUGAAAGUUUCAAUUAUCAACCGAGCUGUUGCUAUCCUCGGGGACUGAAAUUUGCAACACGCACCAUAAAUUCCUCAGCACUAUCUGAAAUUAGUCGGUUGUUUUUACGAUAAUUGAUAAUAAAAACUGACCAAUUAUUCUGCUCUAUAUUUGAUCCUAAAUUCGAGUUAUACUACUAGACAAAUCGUUCAACUUGGCUGUUUGUGCUAUAACCGCAAAAAAAGAUGAAAUUGAGUUGUUACCGAGGCUUCGGUGUUAUUCUCGGCGUCUUGGCGUGUGUGAGCAAUGCUACUUACCACUGGGCCGGAAAUACUUGUGAAGAUCUGAGAGCUAGUAUGGAGGAAGUCAAGGGAAAUGGGUGUGUGAAGCCUAAUAGUAUUCGGAGUAGUGUGAAGAGAGUGCAUAAUAAUUGUGUAUACGACGAGCAGUGUGAGUCCAACUGGUGUGUGUCAGACUGGAAGAUCUGCUACGACGGGGGUCCCAUCAGUGGCGCCUCAAGUUUGGCGGGAUGUACGAACUGUCCAAGUGUGAAGGGGGUAGAUUUGAGCAAGUGUCAGUGCACGAACCCCGACUUCCCCAACAUGUGGGUGAUGUGCACAAAUGGGUCCUGGGCCUACGACCAGUACGACACCACUGCCCAGAAAACAUACAAAAGGGUUGAGCAGGACGAUGGGUCGCUCUCCGAGAACGACGAGUUCGCCAUCAACACGCAAUGCGUCCACAACAAAUGGAGGGAAGAGGCGGGGGGACUAGGAGCCCUGAGUUGGAACGGCGCCUUGGCAACCUUCGCGACAAAUUACGCCAAGACACUCCAGAGCAUGCAGUGUCAAGGACUGCCGCAUAGCAACAACGAAGACCGCAAGGGCUUGGGAGGUUUCCACACCAAUGGGGAGAAUCUCUACGCGAUGUGGACAAGUGGAAAAAUCAUCAACGAGGACAUGCCGAGGAUUGCACGUGAUGCCGUGAACGGGUGGUACAGUGAGAUCAAAGACUACUCGUACCCAGGGGGCGGCCAGAAAUACGGGUCAUGUCCAGGCAAUGGAAUGAUCGGACAUUUUACUCAGUUGAUGUGGUCUGAUACUAGUGACGUCGGCUGUGAUUUCGCCAUUUGCGACUACGGUGCGGGAGGACAGACAGUGAAUGUGGUGUGCAUCUACGGAAUCGCCGGCAACUGGGUCGGGUCGCCCGCUUUUGACGAAGAGACUUACUGCAAUCUCAAAGAAUACCCCGAAAACAUCGAGAAAUACGGCGGGCUGAAGACCUGCUCCUCCAGCCCAAUUGAUUGUGAGGCUGUUCCCCCCAACCCACAACCCCCUGGCCCUGAAUCAGACGGCAAAUGUCCAGGCAUUUUCGGUACUAUCUGUUCCUUCCCUUGGAAUCACGCCGAGUUUGGGGAAAUAACGAGCUGCCAAGACGCUGUUGAUAAAUUCGGAGACCGCAAGCCGUACUGUCCCACGGAGUUCGCUGGUUUUUACGACCAGUGCAAAUUUGACACAAAUGACGAGGACUGUUUGUUUCAUGAAUAGAUAAAAGCACUUCUUGCAUUCACUAAGUUUCAAACCGCGAUUAAAUGGAAAUCAACAGAGUUACUAUCAA